AUGAUUGUACUUUCAAAAACUGAAUCAAUCGUUAUUUCACCAAAUAUGAAACAUGUCGUUACUCAACAUGCCGAUGAUUCAUUGGCUAUAUGGGACGUUGAUAUUGAUGCUAAAACAAUCAAAUUUGUCAAUUUCGACGUGAACAAAAUAUUUAGUAGGGGACUUAGGUACAAGAUACUAGAAUUAUCAAACGAUAAAUUAUUGAUUUUUGGAGGUGGAUAUCAUAAAGUUAUCGGAACUAUUGAACCGCAUGAAGAAAUAGAAAUUCAUGAAAACUGGCACGCCUUUGAUGCAAGUUUUCUUCCAAAUGGAGACCUUUUAACAAUAUAUCAUCGGGAUAUAUACGUAAAUUCAAAGGAAACUUUGAAAAAAUCAAAAAACACGUGCUCAUAUAAAUUAACGUGUGAUGUCAAGAUGAUCAAAGCUAAUCGUAAUGUUGAAAAUAAUGAAAUAAUUUUUUUGAUAAGCAGUCGUAGUAAAUCUCUGCUACAAUUAAACACUAAAAAAAUGAAAAUUGAAAAUUACUAUGACAUUCCUAACGUUAAUCACUAUAUGGAAAAUGUUGAGGGGGCGGUAAAUGUUGAGGGAAGUUUGUUUGCAAUAUGUUACGACGACGCUAUAACCGUAUUUUCAAUGAAGAAUGGAAUUUCAAUUGCAUCAAGAAAAUUCAAGUAUGGUAACCAGCAUCCGAAUAUGCAAUUUAUAAACAUCAAGAAUACUGAAAUUUUGAUGUUACAUCAAUAUAAUAAUCAGGAGCGCAAAAUUGAAUACACGAUUAUGUCGCCUUAUGAUCUUUCAUACGUAUAUGAAGGUGAAUAUGAUCUUAAGGAAUUCUCUUGUGAUGUUGCGUACAAACUUAAGGAUAAUUACAUGGUUAUAGAAACUUUGACACAAUGUCUAAUCAUGUUUCCUACCGAGAAUCAAAUAAAAUUAAUCGACUUUAACAUUCCUGUGAAUAAGUUAUAUGAUCAGAUGAUGCAUAAUCACGACCUAUUUCUUUAUUCUAGUUUCAAUGACUUCAAAGAUGUUAAAAUAGAUAAGAUCGAUAAAAGCCUCAGUUGUGAAGGGAAAUACUUGAGAUGGGAAUAUGAGAAUAGAAAGUUGAAAGUUUAUAAAUUAGGUCAAAUGCAAGUUCAGCAAGAAAUUGUAUUCAACAGUGGAAACAUUCAACAUCUUCAAAUUUUAAGUAAUGAUGAUGUAAUAUUAUAUGAAUUUUAUUAUAAUCAACAUUACAUUAAUGUUUUUAGCUUUAAUGAAACAACCAAAAAGAUUUUUCAUAGAUAUUGUUAUAAAAUUGAUGAAUUACACGAGAAAAAAAGCCUUCCAAACCCAAGCUUAGUAAAAAUUUUCGAAAUUAAGAAAGAUAAUAUUUCAUUACAGGUAACAUUUCUAGAUUUUAGAAAGUAUUUUGUAGAAAUGAUUGAUGAAAUCAUCAAUAUGGCUAUUAAUAAAAGGAUGUAUGCAAAUUAUGAAAAGACAUGUGAAGAGUUUUUAGAUUUGUUGCUUAACAAGUUAUUUGAAAAUGUAGAGAGGAAUUAUAGAAUCUAUGAUAUUUUCACAAAAUAUCUGCCAGUUUUAAAUUCAUAUGUUCCUAAUGUUUAUUCAAAGUUCAUUUCGCUUACCUCACUUAUUCCAAAUACAAUUAUCAAUAUACCUGAUUCAACCGAACAAAUGAAAUUGGUCGGUUAUACUUGUGAAGGUAAAGUAUAUAGCCGUAGAGAAGAUGAUGUCAUGCAACGAAUUUUUAAAAUCAAUCGAUUCUUUCGAAAGUUUAUACAUUAUGAAUAUUAUAGUCUAAAAAGAAAAACUUUUAUUAAAUUUGUCGUACCUUACACGGGUUUUACAAAGUAUCCACCUGAUUACGAUUACUGGAAGGAAUUAUAUAGACCAGAAAAAAGCCCAUUCGUUAUAUUAGUUAACGAAACAUUUUGCGAUAGUUGGAAUGCUGAGGCAAUAAUUAAUUUCAAAUGGGACAAAUUUGGAAGAUUAUAUUAUUAUCUCUUUUGGGUAUAUUUUACCAUGUAUUUGCUCAAUUUCGGAAUAGGUUCAACAUUGUCUCCAUCUAUUAUGAACAAUGAUACGAGAAAGGCUUUUUUAAUUGUCAGCAUAGUUCUUGGUUUAUCACUUAUUGUUCACGAAAUUAGACAAUUUUUAUGGGAUCCUAAAAAGUAUAUCAAAGAUGUAUGGAAUUGGUUUGAUCAAAUUUAUAAUUUGGACGAACCUUUACAAAAUGCCGAUCCGAAUAAUCCCUGGAAUCUCGUUACGAAAUAUCAAUCAGUUUCUCCAAAUGACAAGAUCAAUUCCGAAACAACUUUAAUUCAACAGCCUGAUUCUAAAUUGAAUCAGUUUUCCACUUAUCAAACUUCACUCUUGGCCAUGUAUUUGUUUUUAACGGGAGAUUCAUCAGCACUUAGCUCAUGGACUUAUCAGGAAAAUCCGUUCAUGACGAUUCUAUUAGUCAUGUUUUCAUUCUUGAUUGUAGUUUAUCUCAUGAAUUUAUUUAUUGGUUUGCUUAACUUAGAAAUUGAAAAUAAUAGAACACAUUUCCUGUUUAUGCUUGAAAAAGCAAAAAUUUUGGUUGAGAUUGAGCUUUUUUUCCUACUUCCAAAUCAACGAAGGUGGGAGCAUUGGUUUCCGGAUGUCUUAUACUAUGAUGUGCCGAUUGAAGACGUACAACAAAAGAUUAAAGAUAUAGAUAACAAUCCAGCAUUGUAUAAUUCACCAUAUAUUUCUGACGAAUUAAGAAAGAAGGCCAAUUUGUAUGUUCCUAAACAAGAAGAUCUAAUGUCAAAAACUGAUUACAAAGACUUAGUAAUUAGAUUAGAUGAAAUUAAGACAUUUUUAAAUCUAGAUAAAAAUGUUGUUGAAGAUGGUGUUAAACAUAAGUCAGAAAAAAGUGAUGUUAUAGUAGAAAUUAAAUAA
Molecule: messenger RNA, 2922 nt
Organism: Funneliformis caledonium
Lineage: Eukaryota; Fungi; Glomeromycota; Glomeromycetes; Glomerales; Glomeraceae
Source: the annotation of a GenBank genome assembly